AAAAAAGCAAAAUAAAAAAAAAUUGUUGUUAUCAUAACAUUUAGUUCCUUUAAUAAAUUGAACUAAUUAAAAAAUAAUCAGUAAUAUUUGAGGCACGCAGGCUUCCAGAUCGAUUUUAGGAGAAAGCGAUGUAUUUUAGAUUGAUCGGAUUAGAAAGGCUGAGAAAAAAUCAUUACCUCGCGCUGCACUUAACAGACGGUCGUCGUCCAUACAGCCGCCAGAACCGAGACAGUUAAUAACAUAAAAAAUAUAUUUAUAUCACAAAUAAAUUAUCAGCGACUAACAAAGGAGAGAAAAAAAUAUUAACAAUUUAUGUGUUUUUUUUUUUUGGAAAUAUCGUCUUUUAAAGAUGAAAGAUUUGUGUAAAGUUUUAGGACGAUGUUACAGUGAAAUGUGAAAAAAAGUUGUGAUUUAUUAAAAUAAAAGUUAAUUGAUAUAAAAUAUUAAGAUGAAUAUGUGAAGAUAACAAGGGCAUUAUGCUAAAUAUUUUAUUAACGUUUUCCUUGAUGGUCGUAUCUGUUGUCGGCCACGGUCGUGUGCUCCAACCCCCAUCCCGCGCCUCCAUGUGGCGGAGUGGGUUCCCAACCCCUCACAACUAUGAUGACGAUGGACUUAACUGCGGUGGCUUCUAUAGACAGUAUGCCAUAAACAAGGGAAAGUGUGGAAUCUGCGGAGACGCCUACGAUAUGAAGCCCCCAAAAAGCCAUGAACUCGGUGGCAAAUAUGGCCAAGGAAUUAUUGUUUCAAAUUUCGAGCCAGAGCAAAUUUUUACAGUCACAGUAGAAAUAACGGCCUAUCAUAGAGGCUACUGGUAUUUUAAAAUAUGCCCAAAUCCGAAGACUAACAGGCAAUCCUGCUUCGACAAAUAUCCAGUGGAACUGGCGACGGGUGGCACAAAUUUCUAUCCUUCAAAAGGUGGUGUAUAUAAAGUGAAGUAUCGUCUUCCUAAAGGUUUAGUUUGCGACCACUGCGUGCUACAGUGGAGGUAUGUAGCUGGAAAUAACUGGGGUUUCUGUGGGAACGGGACCUCGGGGCUGGGAUGUGGCAACCAAGAAACUUUUGGCGCCUGUUCUGAUAUUUCUAUUAGCGAGAAUUCUAUCGAUACCGAUGCUCGUCCAGUGAAGUUUGCUACUGCUUCAAACGAUAUAAGUGAAGAUCUCAAUAGAAUCUUGAAUUUACUACGAAAGGUAACCGCGAAACCAAAAUAUAAGAAGACGAAACCAAAACCGAACCAAAAGAAAAAUAGGAAUCAUCGGAAACCGAGGCACGAUACGCGACCCUCGAAAAGAAAAAAGGAUUGGCACUUUAUAUAAUGUUAAGUGAAAUAAAUAUAUAUAAAUUAACUAAAUUGAUCCUUAAGUUGAUGAAAGAAGCUACCUCCAUUCAGACAUAUUUAUAAUGGUUGGAGAAUAUAAUAGGAAAUAUAUUUAAAUAAACGAAAAGAAAACACUUGAAACUUUUAAAUUAUUUAUUCCGUCUAUUUACAUAUGAAUAUCUAAUAUACUACAGUGUGGAUUUUAUAAGCCUUUUAAAAAUCUUUUGACAACUUGUAUAUUUAUUAACAUUUUAUUGGAUGUUUUAAUCUGUGCCAUCAUUACACAACACAUGUGACAUCGGACAAGAUUUAAAAGCAGUACAGUAGUUGGUUGAUAUUAAUUAUCAAACUACCCGCAUUCAAAUGAUAAGACACUCUUUAAUUAAAAAAAAGGUAUUUAUUGCUGUGCACAACCUAGGCUUUGGAAGAAGCAUCGCAUAUCGCAUAUGCAUCACACACACAGACAAUCAAACAGCUCGUACUGUAACACACAAUAAUAACUUUCACAACAACGCUUCUUUGGAAGCUUGAGAUAAUAUCUAAGCAUCUUUCCGGCUAUAGUUGGACUUCGAAAUUAAAAUAGUUUUCAAUAUCAAUGACAUAAAGAAUCAACGCAAACAAUAUAACAAAAUUAUAGCUUUAAGAUUUAAUUGAUGGGUCAGUAGCAAUUAUAGCCGGCAAGAUAUAAAACACAGCCGACCCAAUUCUAACAAUUAGUACUACAAAGUGA
Molecule: messenger RNA, 2045 nt
Organism: Danaus plexippus (monarch butterfly)
Lineage: Eukaryota; Metazoa; Arthropoda; Insecta; Lepidoptera; Nymphalidae
Exons: 5
Coding region: 477-1313 (278 amino acids)
Source: RefSeq, a predicted model, not a curated record